CCCGCUUACAGAACCCAAUUUGCUUUCAGCUGCUGAGGGAAGGGGGUUGAAAUAUCUUGCCACAACAUGGAGUAAGUUUUGGUCAGUUGUAGAGAUAUCCUGGAAUGCUUCCUGCCACUGUAGGGAAGAAGUCCUUUCUUUCAGAGCUUCCAUUUGUAAAUAUUAGGCCCUGCCAUUGCCCUUUUGUUUUCUUACUGGGUUCUUGAACUUUAAACUUUAGUCAUUCAGUAACUUCACCCAAGAGCUAACUGCUAAGCAGGCGAAAUCCAAUUAACUGUUCCAAGGGAACCAAAAUGGGAACUCACAACAACUGGACAAUAUGGUUUCUCUUCCUUGCAUUCAUUUUUCAUCAGGCAGAAUCGAAAGGUAUGGUGUUUUGUCCACAACAGUGUUAAUUUGCCAUAUAUGAAUGGACAUGGGAGUCGGGGGCUUUUAGACUUGUCAUUUAAUCUGUACCUUUGAGAGCUACUCCCCUCCAAAACAGUCUUCUUCAGUUAGGUGAAAACUUAGUUGGUUUGACUCACAUGGCAGAUUCCGUGAUCUAUAUAGAUGCAGUAUAUUUGGUAGUAGGGAUCAGAGUGAAAUUUGAUUUGGUUCACAUUUUUAAAGCCAAGUUGACCAGAUUUGCACUUUCUGAAAUAAUACGCAUGUAUAUAUGUGAGCUCUCAGCAAUAGAGUCUGCUUCAUCAGAUGCAACCAAAAUUAGUGGUUCAGUCACAUGGUCUGUGAAAUACAUUUCAAAGUUCUGGGACACUUUUGCCUGUGGCACUACCCACCACUAGCACAAGCUACUCAAAAGGGUGCCUGGAAAGGUUGAAUAAGUUCCCCCAGCUUGACUCUACAGAAAGCUAUUCUGAUCGCUCCAUGCAUAGGAAGCGAAAUACACAUGGAGAGAGAUUGCUCCCAGUAGGUUUGUGGGCAAAAUCUAUUUGCUCCCCUCCACCUUUCCCCUCUUUUCAGUGUUUCUGUCGGCUGGGGAUGCAAAUCAAGUUGUUGCAAGGUCUAAGCGUGCCAGAUUCAUGUAUUUCGAAGAGUUCCUCCAAGGUAAUUUGGAAAGAGAAUGCCUUGAAGAAAGGUGCACAUACGAAGAGGCUAGAGAAGUAUUUGAAGACACUGAGAAAACUGUAUGUAUUCUAAACUUUACCUUUAUGGGCCUAUCAAUCGAGCUGUAGUCCUGGCAUUGAAAUCCAAUUCAUGACGCAAUCGUUGCUGAACCAAUGAUAAAUUCUUAAGAUAUAAUCAUUCUUGCACUAUUUUUCACAACAAACCUGUGGGGUAGGUUAGGCUGAGUGGAGAUUAGAACUCUGGUUUCCCAAUUCCUAGUACGGCACUCUAACCACUGUACCACAUUGGUUCUCACCCCUUACUAUUAAGGAUCUUUUAAGCAGUCUGACUGACCCCAUUAACUUUUUCUGUCCAAUAUCACACAGAGAAAUCAUCAGAGAAAUCAGGUGGUAAUCCUAUAUUUGGUACAAUAUGUUGCUGGGGGGGAGAGAGAGAGAGAGAGAGAGAGAGAGAGAGAGAGAGAGAGAGAUGGUCCACUGUUAAAAACAAAAAACAUUACAUUUUUUCCCCCAGGACAAGUUUUGGAAUGGCUACUUUGGUAAGUAGUUUUUCAUAUUUCAUUAUUUUUUUAUUGGAUAUUAUAUUAAAAACUAAGGGAUUUAUUGGAGUUGCUCAUUAUACUAAAGGAAAUCUGUUGAUAAUAGAGCAUAUGUUAUGAGGCUAAUAUACACUUCCUUUUGCUCUUUUGUUUUGUGGCAGGGAAAAUACAUAAAUAACAAGUCCAUUCAGUUCCUCCAGCUCUCCUCCAUUCUUGGACUUGCCUCAUGAACUGGAUGAUCACAGAAGUAGGGUGUGAGCCAAAUUAUUGCAGAAAAUUUGCCCUUGAAAUAAGUGAUGAGGCAAAUCACUCCAGUUAGGCUUUGGUCCAAUUAGUAAUUUGCUCUAGAAAACCCAAUUAUUCUGUUUCAAACUUGGGAAAUGUUUAGAUUUAUUCCAAGUCCACUUAUGAGCCAAAUUGACUUAUCUGGUACUUGGCACUCUGCUACAGCUGUGAAACAGAAGCCAGAAGUGUGGGGAAAAUAGAGUUCACACUGUUAUGUACUGAAGUUCUCACCCUGGGCCAGCAGGGGGAUACUGUAGAUAGUUAUGCAAAUAAGGGAUCGAAAGUGACAUUCAGUGAUUGGAUAGUUUUAGAAAAUUGUUACAGUUACGUUGUACUGGAGCUCUAUAUAAGCAGGCUGACUGAACCCUUCAGUUCAGUUCUGUUCUGGCCUGUGAAUAAACAAGAGCUGUUUGAAGAAUCACUGUGUCGUCUGAUAUGUUCACCCACAACUUAUCACACACGUUUGCCAGGAAAGCUGAAUUUCCCACCAUUCCUGGCACCUGGGCUGCAGCCACAGCUACUUUCCAAGUGUCAGAGGGUCAUAGCUCACUGGCAAAGAAUCUGCUUUGCACGCAGAAGGUCUCAAGUUUGAUCUUUAGCAUCUCCAGGCAGGAGAUGUUCCCUGUACAAAACCAUGGUGAGCCGCUGCCAAUUGGCAUAGACAACUGAGGUGGACCAUUGGCCUGACUCAAUUUAAAGCAGCUUCCUAUAUUGCAAAGGGUAUAAAUUUCUGCCCUUCCUACUGCAGGAGCAGCAGCAAGCAAGCAGGCAGAAAAAUUGGGUUCAGAAGCAGUUUGGAUACAGAUUAACUUGAUGGUAUAAUGCCUUCCGGGACACGGGUGACACUGUGGGCUAAACCACAGAGCCUAGGACUUGCUGAUCAGAAGGUCGGCGGUUCGAAUCCCCGCAACGGGGUGAGCUCCCGCUGCUCGGUCCCUGCUCCUGCCAACCUAGCAGUUUGAAAGCACGUCAAAGUGCAAGUAGAUAAAUAGGUACCGCUCCAGUGGGAAGGUAAACGGCGUUUCCGUGCGCUGCUCUGGUUUGCCAGAAGUGGCUUAGUUAUGCUGGCCACAUGAGCCGGAAGCUGAAUGCCGGCUCCCUCGGCCAAUAAAGCGAGAUGAGCGCCGCAACCCCAGAGUCGGCCACGACUGGACCUAAUGAUCAGGGGUCCCUUUACCUUUAUAAUGCCUUCCAAGAGUUGCCAAGAUUCACAUUCUGAAAUCAGGACUACUGAAACUGGGCAGCAUCCCUUAUUGAAAUGUGGGUUUUUAGAGGGGAGGGAAUGGGGUUCACAAAAACAAUUUCGAUGCAGCAGAAAAUAUUCUCACUAUUCUAAAUGCACUUACUAAUAAUAUUUCCUCUCCUCCCCCCCCAAGAUGGUGCACCAUGUUCCUCCAACCCCUGCCUGCAUAAUGGUGUAUGCAAGGACAGCAUCCGAAGCUACACAUGUGAUUGUAGAGAUGGCUUUGAAGGAGCCAACUGUGCUUUUGGUAAAUGGCAAUGUUCUCUUUAUAAAAAGGCAUGUGCCACAUCAUUUCCUAGAAUCUCUCUAAAUAUAACAUUGUGCCACCAGACGGCGAUGUGGAGUCCCAUUUUUCUCUACCUGUUUUCCCUGUUUAAAUUAACAACGCUUUAACCUGAAACGCUUCUUUGGUGUGUCUAGAUCCAGCCUAUGUCCCGUAAUAUCAUUAUUAAUUACUCAUUAUGAAUCUCUAUCUUCCAACAAUAGCUAACUAGGUGCCAUAGGAAAAUUCACAAGGGUGUUGUACACAAUUGUCCCCCUUUCUGUCUGACAAGCAAGAGAUUACAUAUUUGAUCCUUCCGUUUGCGGAUAGAACUGAGAUCUAGGGAGAUGCUUCAGUUUUAAAACAGAUGGUGAUGGGAGGUGAUUUCCACCAAUCACCACCUUCCUCCUACAGCUUCUCAUGCCACCUCCAUGCUGCUUGUGGGAGGGUCUUAACAACCACAUCCUGAACAGAUUUUCAGGAUGCAUGGAGGGCUUCAGAGAGAAUAAAUUGAUGAGUCACCUCUUCCCUCCAGCUCUCUAAUAAGAAUAUCCCAUGGGUGGAAUUCUGAACCCAACUCGCCAUUUCUGAUCAUAAAGGCAGUUGUUCUUCGGGCGAAUGAUGGAUGUGUGAAUUGCUUUCUUUUAAAUUUAUUCCCAAGAUAAAUGGUAAACUCUUGACUUCCAUAGUCAAAAGUGAAAUCUGACUGUUACAGCUGGAUUACAGCUUUAGUCUUUUCUGGAAAACAUUGCUGCCAGGAAUUAAUGGAUGCCGCAAGUGUCAUGUAUCUCACACAAAAAUAGGGACUAGUGGUUAAGCCUGUAGAUGCUAGAAAAAUAAUUGAGCAUCAAAGAAAAAAUAAAUAAAUAUUAGGGAAAGGGAGCCCAUGUUAAUUUCUGCAAGAUAAUUUCAGCUGAUUGUUAAUUUUGGGUGAGAUCUGAUAUAGUACAAGCUGGUGUCUGCUUGCGCAACAUAACUUCUCCUUCAUUUCUCCCUCCUGAAGUCCCCCAAAACUGCUUUGGAGUUUUGAGGAAGCCCUUAGAUUAGAUUUUGGGAGGUACAUCAGAGGCUGGAGCAGAGAGAAGUGAAAUCAGAAGUCCUGUUGUGCAAGGAUAUUUCCUCUGCAUAAGUGAGUGGAUUCACUGGAGAUUGUCCUUUGUUUAAAUGCUUGUUCUAUACAGUGGUACCUCUGGUUAAGUACUUCAUUUAUUCCGGAGGUCCGUUCUUAACCUGAAACUGUUCUUAACCUGAAGCAACACUUUAGCUAAUGGGGCCUCCCGCUGCUGCCACGCCGCCAGAGCACGAUUUCUGUUCUCACCCUGAAGCAAAGUUCUCAACCCGAGGUACUAUUUCUGGGUUAGCGGAGUCUGUAACCUGAAGCGUAUCUAACCUGAAGCGUAUGUAACCUGAGGUACCACUGUAGUUUUAAAUGUGUGUUUUUUUCUGUAGCUAAAAAUGAGUGCCGCCAUGAAAUAAACGAGGGCUGCCAGCACUUCUGCUAUCCAGAACUGACGUCGUACCGCUGUUCGUGUGCAAAAGCCUAUGAACUUGGGAAAGAUGCUAAAUCAUGCCUUCCCCAAGGUAAGUCUAGAAAAUGGAAAAGAAAAUAAUUAUUUUAGGAGGUAACAAUACAGGCCAAUGUACCAUAGUAGUUAAGGAAAUGAACUGUGAUUCAAGUCAUCACAUCAGUCAUAAAAUCCAGUGGCUGCUUCAUUCUUCCCCUUCUGUAAAACGGGGAUAGCUGCCUCUCUUAGUGGGUUGCUAAGAAUUGCAGGGGUUCUCUCCCCCCCCCGAAAGUCCUUAUGUACAUCCCUGUACAAAGACUGGAUGAUAUCCAACCUCAUGUGAGUCAAUGCUUGUGCAAUUGAAUUCUCUUUUCUGGUCCUUUGUCUCCCAACUCUCUGGUGGUGGGGAAGCUGUGGUGGGGAGGGGAGGAGAGGAAGGGGAAGUCCCAUUCUGUUCCUGGGGGUUCCUUCCAUUCAUAAGUGGGCACUGCUGAUUGUCCCCUGCUGUUGCUAUUAUUACUACUACUGUACUGUGAGAAAAAUGUAUAUCAUUAUGAUUGGUUGGAGUAUGCAUAGAGAACUGUUAUUUUGCAGGGAUUGGUGUGUGUGUGAGAGAGAGAGAGAGCAAGAGAGAGAGAUAUGCUUGGACAUUGCAGGCAGAGAUGCCUACCCAUUGGGGUCGCCUUUUGGUGGAGACUGGGUAGCCCUACCCCCAUUGCAACAUUGCCCAAAAGAACAGUACCUUCCCCACCAACCCAUAGGAAUAAAUUACUUUUUCUUUCCCGUGGAAGAAAGUAAACAAAUUACAUUCAUAAAGUUGUGACAUGUGCACAUCAUCCUUAAAACUCAUGCAUGCCGUGUAUAAAGCCCAAGCCUUCUUUACAAUGCAAAUUUGAGGGGGAGAAAUGAAUAUCUGGUUUCAGAGUCGUGACAAAACCCACCGAGCAAAACUGUAGCUAAAUGGAAAGGAACUGUGCUUGUUUUUGUCAACCAAGGAUCUGAUUGGGUUUAGUGGUGUGUCUGGGCUCCCCCCCCCCACAAAGAAGUUAAUAUUAAAAAUGAAUCAAAGUUCUGGAAGCCACUCAUAGCAUUUCUCCAUAUUUUUACCUACCAUUGUUAGAUCAGUGUGCAUGCGGCAGACAUAAAGACCACUUACCAGUGCAGCUGGAUGCAACCGAAACAAUCCAGAGAGGAUUCCCUUGGCAGGUAUGUGAAAUGUUGAACACAGCCUUUAUCCAGACUUGCUGUAAAUAUGUGCCUAACCAGUGCUUAGGCAGGUCUGUCCCCACUUUCCUUGCUCAGACCACAGCUUGCUCUCUUCCCUCCUCUCAACUGCCCCUCUAAACUUUUGCCCAAUUUGCAGUGCACUCAACAUCCCUUUGACUGGUUGUGGUUACACCAGAAAUGAGCUUUUCUUCUGUAGUGGUGUGUUCCCUGGUGCAGAAGAACGAUGUAUUCUGCCCUAUGGACUUAAAAUUGCUAAAUUAGAGCCAUGUACUGUCUUCCAUACUUUCAAGGUCCUGCUCUUAAACUCAGAAGGAGAAUGGUUCUGUGGUGGUGUUCUACUGAAAACUAACUUUGUCCUGACUACAGCUGAAUGUGCACGGCUGACUCCCGUCAUCGCUGUGAUUGGUAGGUAGCCAAAUGACCCUUUUGUCAGUUUGCAUUUCUUGAUCUGAUGUGUAGAGAUCUUUCCUAUUCUACUUAAGCUUCCACCACCCUCUUGAAUUAUCUGUGUGAAAGAAACAAGCAGAAGGUUCAUGUUGUUUGGGUUAUUCCUUCGGAGAUGCCGAUUACAGCUGGUUUAAACUGGUCCUGUUAUUUAUUUCUGUCAAGGUCUUGCUGACUAUAAUAAUAGGCCAGAUAGAGCCUGGAUUUCACACUUUCUCUAUCUUUUCCUUCUGGUGUGGUGUUCUGUACAUAGUAUGCUUUGUGUUAAGUUUUAGACUUAUUGCAAGUUAUUGUAAGUGUGAGUUAGUCUACUGCAACUGGAUUUCUUAUAGACAGUGCUAAUCCUGAAUGUACUGGAUUUGUGACCAUUAUGCACAUUUGCCUUCAGUAGCAGUAAAGCUCUGCUGAAUGAAAUGCCUCUGUUCUAUUUUGGGGGAAUCCUGCAAGGUGUUUAAAUUUUUACUCUGCUAACUAUACAUUGGAAUCUACUCUGGAUCAAUAUUGAGUAGAAUUUCAAUGACAAAUCUCCGUUUUGAAAGCUCACAGCCAUCUCAGGCAUGUCUCCUCUUUGCAAUGCAAAAGCGCAUGAAGGUACUUUUUGUGCACUUCCCGUACAUUUCACACUGGGGGUUGUGCAGGAACUAUUAUUAACAAGACUGCAACCACUUUGGUUCAGGCAAUUGGUGUAGAUAACCAACAAAAGAUUACGCUUCACCAUUGCAUUCCAAGAUAAGCAGGCGACUGUGACACAUACCCAACCUUACCAAAUCCAUAUUAAGAGUUGUAAGAAUUCUAGAGAACUUUCCUAGCUUUGCCAAGUCAACCCACUCAGGAUUUGACCUGGGCAAGAGUAAAUGACAUUUUCAACAACAGUAUGGGACGCAGGUGGCACUGUGGGUUAAACCACAGAGCCUAGGACUUGCCGAUCAGAAAGUCGGCGGUUCGAAUCCCCACAACGGGGUGAGCUCCCGUUGCUCGGUCCCUGCUCCUGCCAACCUAGCAGUUCGAAAGCACAUCAAAGUGCAAGUAGAUAAAUAGGUACCGCUCCGGUGGGAAGGGAAAUGGCGUUUCUGUGCGCUGCUCUGGUUCGCCAGAAGCAGCUUAGUCAUGCUGGCCGCAUGACCCGGAAGCUGUACGCCGGCUCCCUCGGCCAGUAAAGCGAGAUGAGAGCCACAACCCCAGAGUUGGCCACGACUGGACCUAAUGGUUAGGGGUUCCUUUACCUUUACCUUUAAGGUUGUAGCAUUCUGUGGUUUCUCUUCUUUCCGCCCCUAUAAAAAUUGGGGUGAAAGGGCGGUAAACAUACACAUGCAUUCCUGCGAGCUCCGUAUCAAAUGUUUGCUCUUCUCACCAAAAAAGGAUUUGCUGACAGUCCAGAUGCGUUUGGAAACUAACAGUAUCGCCAGAGUAUAAUGUCGUUAAGUCCUAUUGAGAAAUGGCUAUGUGCUUAUUUCAAUUCAAGGCACUAUUGCUAUAAUAACUGUUUGCCAAUGUGAGCCUAUUCCAAGCAAAUGCUAUUGCAACAACUAACGGGUACAUCAUUACUUGCACAGGAAUCAACAGGCUGCAAAGAGCUAGGCAAGAAAUACCUGUGAAACAGAUAAACAUACACAUCCGCUAUGAUAGUGACACCGGUGAGAACAACUUGGCUUUGCUUGAACUCGAACAGCACAUUGGCUGCAGCAGCCACCACCUGCCCAUAUGCAUCCCAGAGAGGGAUUUUGCGGAGCACGUGCUGAUUUCGGAACGGGAGGCCACUCUCAGUGGCUGGAAAGCCGAUGGAAAUACCUCCACAGGUUCAACGGCGGAGCUGUCGGUUUCGUACCUCAACGGAGACGAAUGCAAGCAAAUCCUCAACAGGACACUGAUAACAAGGGAAUUCUGUGGCUAUAGCCGCGAAGUAUCGGGAGAACUACUGGCUGGAGGUAGCUUUAGCGCUGUUGACUAUAAAGGCACUUGGUUUCUGACGGGUGUUUUAGAACCAUGGGCAACAGAAGCAACUAAGUGGGAAACACUUAUAUUCACUAAGACGACACGAUACAUGAUGUGGUUUAAGCAAAAAAUGGACUAACCGAAAGCAAGGGCAGAGGAAUAUAUGGAAUGGCAAGGCCCGGCAUUUGUAUGUAUUUGUGUAGAAGUCAGUUGUAAAAAUUACGUGCACUUAACUGUUGACAAUAAAACUUUUUGCCCUGAC
Molecule: messenger RNA, 8763 nt
Organism: Podarcis lilfordi (Lilford's wall lizard)
Lineage: Eukaryota; Metazoa; Chordata; Lepidosauria; Squamata; Lacertidae
Source: the annotation of a GenBank genome assembly